ACCUCACUGAUUAGUGAAACGCACCGCUGCGGUCUGGACCCGCUCGCCAUGCCGGUGCCCCAAGAUGUCUCGCUGACCGAGAAGGUGGAAGGUGUCGUCGGAGGCACCCCAGUGGAUGAGGAGCUAGAGCGGAUCCUAAAGGCACGGCUGGUGGAAUUGGCCGUGAUGCAGCAGAGGAAACUGAUGUUGUCCUUGGAGCAGAGUCGAAGAGAAAUCCUGGAGACCGUCUCCGAGUGCUUGGCCAAGGCGCGUGGUGAGGAGGAGGCGGAGGUCUCUGGUGCGCGGACAGAAAGAGGUGUUAGUUGGGCUGGAAUCAAUCACGCCAUAUCUGAGUGGGAUGUCCAGGAGCUCGACCCAAGGGACUCGGUCUACGACACGCAAGAUCUGGAGGACUUGGCGGCGGUUGGAAAGGUGGAUACCUCGAACUGCUACCAGUGGCUCCGCCUCAAGCUUGCAAAGAUCGAACACAGUUGCCUGGACGUGAUGGUCAGUCUCCUCAUUGCCCUGAACACCAUCGUCAUGAUGCUCUCACAUCAGCAGAUGGGUCAUGAAGCUGCAAAGACAGUUGGUGAGUAUGACUCCUCCAUGGCCAAUUUCGACAUCUCUCAGGACACCUUCACUCGCUGUGAACAGGUGUUUGCCGUGAUCUUCUUUUUGGAGCUUUCAGCUAGGCUUAUCAUCCAUGGAUGCAAGUAUUUGAAGAGCGUGCUGAACUUCUUCGAUGCUCUCCUCGUGGUCAUCAGCCUGGUGGAUAUGCUGAUCCUUCAACCGCUCCUGGAUUCAGGUGGCGUGAACCUGGUGAUCCUUCGUUUCCUUCGGAUCAUCAAGCUGGCGCGCACGCUGCGGGCGCUACGCAGCAUGCGCUUGUUCACGGGCUUAAGAGUGCUGGUGGCAGCCGUGAGCUCCUUCUUGCCCUCCUUGUUUUGGUCCAUGUUCUUCCUCACGAUUUUCAUCAUCCUCGGUGGUUUGCUGGUUGGUACCUCGCUCAUCGACUUCAUCCACGACGAAAGUCAAGAUUUGGAGGUUCGCCGAUGGGUUUGGCAAAGAUAUGGAACUUCGUAUCGGGCCACCUACACCAUGUUCCAGGUGACCUUUGCAGGAUGUUGGCCAAGCUAUGUGAACCCCCUCUUUGACAACGUCAGCAUGUGGUAUGCGUUGUUCUUUUGCAUCUACGUGACAUUCGUUGUGUUCGCCGUCAUGCGCGUGAUCACCGCAAUUUUUUUGAAGGAAACUUUGGAUGCAGCAGGAGAGGACCACGAGGUGGUCAUGUCAGAGAAGGAGGCCACAAAGAAAAAAUAUUUGCGGAAGCUGGAACGGAUCUUUCAUGAGAUGGAUGUGUCGGGAGACGGCCUGGUCUCAGAGGAAGAGUUCAAAAGCAUGAUGGAGGACGAAAACGUCAAGAAGUAUCUGGUCUUUUUGGAGGUUGACCUCAACGAGAGUCAUUCGUUGUUCCACAUGAUGGCAGAUGAAGACGGUCAAGUUUCUUAUACCAGAUUUAUGGAUGGUAUGAAUCGCGCCAAGGGCCUGGCGAAAGCGGCACCUUGCGGGUGAAGACUCAUACCAAGCGGAGAGGGGGAUACUUGUGUCGAGCUCUUUGGAAUAGGUUGAUCAUGGUUGAUCAUCGCAGGGGUCGGAGGUCGACAGGAGGUCACUCUUGGACCUGGCGGACUGAUGUUUCCCUGCUGAGGUUGGAGCUGACUGACUCAGCUAGGAGGUCUCAUCCUUGGCCCAGUCCCACUUUUUGACAGGCUCACAACUCACCAGUGAGCACGAUAGUUGAGCUAAGACAGGUGUGUACAAAGAAUGAGGCCCUGGGUUUACACAAGUUUUAUCAAGUUUUAUAUACACCUGUUAUAUCCUGUUAUAGGCUUGGGAGGAGAGUCAUGUUUGACCCACUAGCAGAUGGGAAUUGGAUCCAAGCCUUGUAGAGAUUUCACGGAGUUGGAUUCGACUGCUGAAAAGAGUGGGAUUCUACCCGCCCUUAACCCCAGUGGCACUCAUUUCUUCGUUAGUUUCUUCGUUUGAAACUGGUUUCAUGUAUAUAGCAGGAGUUGUCGCACUACCAGUGAGGCAGUGUGCUUUCUAAGUGUAUCAGCUGUGAUUUGUUUUUCGUUACCAGGCAGACAUUCUGUGCAUCCGACACGAUUUGGAGAAGCUUCGAAAAGACAUUAAGUUGGUCAAGGCGUUGUCAGGCCAUGGCCUCUCAGAGGAGGAGAUCAACGCAUAUCAAGCUGCAUGUCGCCACCUCAGCAUGAGUCCAUGGAAGUCCAAUAGUGGCCGGAGGUGACUUCGUUAAAAGGGGCGACCUCAGCCACUGCCUGCGUUCGGAACGAAGCGAAUAUCACAGGUAGGAGAGCCGCGCAAAGACUGGCUAAAGCGACAAGACUGUCCAAAGUGAGGGUCCUGUGCCUUUCCAUCGCAACGAAGCGGCCGCGAAGCGGCCAGCGACAACACACAAAAUGUGGGGAGAUGC
Molecule: messenger RNA, 2473 nt
Organism: Durusdinium trenchii
Lineage: Eukaryota; Dinophyceae; Suessiales; Symbiodiniaceae
Source: the annotation of a GenBank genome assembly